Molecule: messenger RNA, 2112 nt
Organism: Lactuca sativa (garden lettuce)
Lineage: Eukaryota; Viridiplantae; Streptophyta; Magnoliopsida; Asterales; Asteraceae
Product: U-box domain-containing protein 40
Biological process (GO): protein ubiquitination
Molecular function (GO): ubiquitin-protein transferase activity; protein binding
Source: RefSeq, a predicted model, not a curated record
UAUGCAAACAACAAAGAAUGAUGGCAUUCAAUAAAAAAGAAACACGACACAAUUAAGUGAACAAGUUACGCACGUUAUGUGUUUGUGGUUUUUAAUAAAACAAUACCAGAAAAAGAGUUGUCCAGGAGGUUACGAUAAUGAUAUCAUCGGCAACCAAUCCCAAAUCUCCCUCACCCUAAAACCCCUUUUUCCUUUAUUUUCGCCGGCGACAAGGUCUUCUCUUGAAACUUCAAAGAUCCAGCUUUCCACCAACUCUAGAUGGGUCCGCAGUUAUUUAUCAUGAAUCAGAAUCACACCACAUACUUGUUGAAUUGGUAAACUGAGAAGAGAUGGUGGGCAAUGGUAAGCUAGGCCGGUGGAGAUUUUCUUUAAGGUCUUCGGCGGCGCCGGCGAAGAAAUCGGAGAAGACGAAGCCUCUCGUUGAGUUUAUUUGUCCGAUUUCUGGUUUAUUGAUGCUUGAACCGGUUGUGGUUUCCUCUGGCCAGACAUUUGAGAAGACAUCCGUUGACGUCUGUAAAGACCUUAAGUUUGUUCCAGUUCUCGCCGAUGGGUCGAGGCCUGAUUUUUCGACCGUGAUCCCUAAUUUAGCUCUUAAGAAGGCGAUUCAUAGCUGGUGUAUGUCGACGGGGGCGGAUUUACCUCGGGAUGUGGAUUAUAGCUCCAUUGAGGAUUCAGUUCGUAGGAUGAUGGCUUCUUCAACUCAAAGUGAAGGUGAUUCGAGGUUUAGGGAUUCGGAGAGGAAUUUGCUUAAAGGAAUGGCGGAGAAGCCGCCGGUGAUUUUGACGCACGCAGCGACGGAAUUGAAUCCUCGAUCUAUUCCUCAUCAUCAUCAUCACUUUUACUCCUCGAGUUCAGAAGAAUCGGUGCUCGCGAACGUUCCAGAUACUCCACCGCUUCCAUUCGUGACACGUCCGUCUUGCUAUUCAUCUUCUCCUUCCGCUUCAACGUCGUCGGAGAUAGUCGUUGACGAAACCCCAGACCCUAACUCAUCCACCUCCGACGAACAACAUUUCGCAUCAAAGCUCCAGAGCCCCGACAUUUUCGAGCAAGAACAGUGUGUGAUUUCGCUGCGGAAAGUCACCAGGACCGAUGAAGAACUUAGGGUUUCUCUCUGCACGCCGCGGCUGCUCUCAGCACUCCGCCAGUGUCUCCUUUCGAGGUACGCCACCGUUCAAACUAACGCCGUCGCCGCUCUAGUGAACUUAUCGCUAGAGAAUGCAAACAAGCUGAAGAUCGUCCGGUCGGGGAUCGUUCCGCCGUUGAUCGACGUGUUGAAGGCCGGAGUUUCCGAGUCUCAAGAACACGCCGCCGGCGCGCUCUUCAGCCUCGCACUGGAGGAAGAGAACAAAACAGCCAUCGGCGUCCUAGGUGCGUUGCAGCCGUUGCUUCACGCUCUGCACUCCGACAGCGAGCGAACUCGGAAUGACUCAGCUCUAGCGUUAUACCAUCUCUCUUUGAAACAGAGCAACAGGGUCAAACUCGUGAAACUCGGCGCCGUUUCAACUCUGUUAACAAUGCUUGAAACUGGUCUUGCCGGAAGGGUAUUACUAGUAUUAUGCAAUCUAGCCGCUUCCAAUGAAGGUAAAUCAUCGUUGCUAGACUCAAAUGCAGUGGAAUGUUUAUUUCGGAAAUUGAGAACAGAAAAUGUCAACUCCGAAGAGUCAACCCGUGAGAACUGUGUGGCGUGUUUGUACUCAUUGAGUCAUGGAAGUAUGAGGUUCAAGGGGUUGGCGAGGGCGGCAAGAGGGGCGGAGGUGCUGCGUGUGGUGGAGGAGAAUGGAAGUGAGCGGGCAAGAGAGAAGGCAAAGAGGAUGCUGAUGAUGCUCAGGGAACGGGAUGAGGCCGGAGAGAGUGUGGAUUGGGAUGCUAUAUUGGAGGGAGGAGUGAGUCAGACUCUGUUCAGAGGGAGUUCGACACAGUUCUAAUGGGGUUUAGUUAGUGUAGUUGUUUUUGUUAAUUUAAUUUCAUAUAAAUUGUUUUUGAGUUGUGGUUGGUGGUAUGCAAUGUUAUGUUCGUUUGGGUGGAAGGAAAUAAUUGUAAAUAAUAAUUUUUGUAACCCUUCUCUUUGUAAAACACUUUGUAAAGCUUUUUUUAGGUGUUUUGCUUUGAAAA